AUGCCUUCUGCUAAUAGCAAUAGCUAUAUGCCGCCAUUGCUGCACUCUGGCCUAGAGACGGUCUGUGAAGGACUGGAUGAUCCUUGGGAUAACCUUAGGGCUAUUAAAUUCUUUACCUCGUUGGGCCGCCCUGUUCCAAAACUACCGUCCGCAGCCGAAAUUCUUGAUGAAGCCAAGAAAAGAGGACCGGAAAUAUUCCGCAAUUACAGGUUUUUAAAUACUGUCCUUGAAAGGCACGAGUCGAUGAUAUGGAAAAGAUGGGCCAAGAAAACCACCAAGCAAAGACUUGGUAUCCUGUCAAAAGCAUGGCCAGAUAGGCCGGCCAGCUACCGACCGGACUUUGCGGCAUUUCGACAAAAGGGAAGACAAUGGCAGGCCCAAGGCAGCAAAAGCACUGGCUGUUACAUGUGGCCUUAUAUCAACCAGGAGGACCUCUCCCAGACGCAGCCGCUUCUGCUGCUUCUUAAUGUACGAGGACGGGAGGUUCUAUCCAGCUUCGCAGCUGCUGAUCUGGAGGCUAUGCACCUGGGUAUAGUGAGCGAUGUCAUCGAGCGCCCGUUUUUGAACAGCUACACGAUGAUAUUGCAUGGAGUCACAGAUGGCUCCGAGUACGGAAGCCUGCUUUUCGCCCCGGCUGAUGGUAUUGUCGUGCUCAAGGCCCAAGACGCACUGAUGGAGUUUCUUGUUAACUGCUGCCAAGCUAUCCUCUAUGAUAUCCCGAAUGAUCAACUGGGUAGUGACGUGUAUCCCAUCCAGCUAGAGCCUCCUUUGAAGACGGAAGUUGAAUCGCUGGGAUUUGAGUCGUUGGCCGCAAUGGCCGCCGCAGCGCCUUACCGAGUCCCGGCCAAGUUUGAACUGGAAAAGGUCGAAUCCUUGCUCGCGGCCAAGAUACAAGCGGCAGAAGAUCACCUCUGGGCCUUGCGUGAGGAUCCUCACUACUUUUAUCAGCAUCUGACGCGGGUGAUUGGCAAUGUCCUUGUUGAGGGAUACUUUCAGCUAGAGACUUUCUCCGAACUCCAUCAACAGAGUAAGACGUUGGUGGACCUCCAAAGAAAGUACGCCGUAGAUAUUUCACCCAUGAAAGAUCUCCCUCGGGAGUAUUUACUCGCGCUUCUGCGCUUUCGCCACUUCCUCAAUCAAGCUGUGAAAGGCUCUUUGGCGCAGCUGAAGCAGACCGUGGUGGUGUCUCCGCCAAUGCGAAGAUUCUAUGCUCGACUUCCCCCAAUGGAUCGCACUUCGUCCAAAAUGCAGAUUGUGUCCAAGGGUAUCAAGAUGUCCAAGAUCGAGGAGAAUCUUAACCAUCUGCUCCGAACACUCUGGGAGGACGACCAUGACCUCUUUCUCUUUAGACUUUCCAAUGUGGUUGACGAACUAGAACGUCUCUUAGAAGCCGAGCCAGCAGCAAGAGACCUCAUCUCAUUCCACGUGGCCAAGAUCAUCGGCAAUCUUUCCAUUCAAUCCCAGUCCUUCCACGACGCCAAUCUCGGGAAAACUGCGAGAUUCGGAGAACCGCUGUCUGGGAGGUUCACGUACCCCAUCGACAAACGUCGCACGAAGGAGAAUGUGGAAACGCUGCGACGAGCGGAGCGGAACCUCGAUGUAUUCUGGGCCAGUGUCGACCGUCUGCUGCAUGCAAAGCUUGGGAAAUUGCAAGCAUCUGCUGUGCAGGGGCUUUUUUCACAGGCUCGUCUCUUGCAACGGACGCCGGAAUGGGUCGAGCCAUUAGCGGGUCAAAAUGAAGACACGGCAACCCGGCCGUUUUUCGCAGUUGACAAUCGCGCGCUCAAAGUUUUCCGUACUUUGUUCUUCAAUCCUGCUGUUACGUCAACGCCUGGAGAACUCCCGUGGAGUCACUUUGUGCAUGCUAUGACGUCGGUUGGAUUCGGAGCGCAGAAGCUCUAUGGGUCCGUGUGGCAGUUCUCGCCUGUCAUGUCUGACUGUCUAGGAAGUAUUCACUUUCACGAACCGCAUCCAAGUGGCAAGCUGUCGUUUGUAGUAGCUAGACGCUUUAGUCGGAGACUAACUAGAGCUUACGGUUGGACUGGAGAGCAGUUUGGUCUUAGCAAGUAAGAAUUGAAGACUUGGGAAGGAUGAGCAGGCUGGAUUUGAAAUGCCGACUGUCCAAGAAUAAACUGUUGAGUCCGAAGCCAUAGCCGGCAGCUCUGUCCGGGGAUAGCACAGUUGGCCAACAACCUCGCGUACGUUUAGGAGACCGUUAACUAAGAUAAAUGGAUCUUUCGGCUAGAUUUUCUUGUGCUCUCUUUCCUUCAAACUUCGUCUGAAUUCCCCUAGGUAGUAGAAUAUAAAUACUGGGAAUAUACCUAAGAUAUAUACUUAGAAGUAGGGGGUCCAGUACUUAAUUUAUAAUGACUUACUGUGAGGUAAUUGGGUUCUGGAC
Molecule: messenger RNA, 2398 nt
Organism: Ilyonectria robusta
Lineage: Eukaryota; Fungi; Ascomycota; Sordariomycetes; Hypocreales; Nectriaceae
Exons: 8
Coding region: 1-2070 (689 amino acids)
Source: RefSeq, a predicted model, not a curated record